GCGUGCCCGAGCAGGUGCAAUGGCGUGGCGGGGGCUGGCGGCAGAGUUUCUGCAGGUGCCGGCGGUGACGAGGACCUACACCGCGGCCUGUGUCCUCACCACCGCCGCCGUGCAGCUGGAGCUCCUCAGCCCCUUCCAGCUCUACUUCAACCCACAUCUCGUGUUCCGGAAGUUCCAGGUCUGGAGGCUCAUCACCAACUUCCUCUUCUUUGGGCCCUUGGGAUUCAGCUUCUUCUUCAACAUGCUCUUCGUGUUCCACUACUGCCGCAUGCUGGAGGAGGGCUCCUUCCGCGGCCGCACGGCAGACUUCGUCUUCAUGUUUCUCUUCGGAGGCGUCCUUAUGACCCUGCUGGGACUCCUGGGCAGCCUGUUCUUCCUGGGCCAGGCCCUCACGGCCAUGCUGGUGUAUGUGUGGAGCCGCCGCAGCCCUCUGGUGAGGGUCAACUUCUUCGGCCUCCUUACCUUCCAAGCACCAUUCCUGCCCUGGGCGCUCAUGGGCUUCUCGCUGCUGCUGGGCAACUCGAUCCUUGUGGACCUGCUGGGGAUUGCCGUGGGCCACAUCUACUACUUCCUGGAGGAUGUCUUCCCCAAGCAGCCUGGAGGCAAGAGGCUGCUGCUGACCCCGGGCUUCCUGAAGCUGCUACUGGAUGCCCCUGAGGAGGACCCCAAUUACCUGCCCCUUCCUGAGGAGCAGCCAGGACCCCAUCAGCCACCCCCGCAGCAGUGACCCCACCGAGGGCCAGCCCCAGAUGCUUCUGGUGGGCCUGCACCCUCCCCAACCCCUGCUUGCAGGGAACCACCUCCCUCCUGGAGGCUGGUUCCACACAAGGGCCCAACCGAAUAAACAGUAUGACCUGCA
This is a messenger RNA of Propithecus coquereli (Coquerel's sifaka), 859 nucleotides long. RefSeq names its product derlin 3 (gene DERL3). Gene Ontology annotation, biological process: endoplasmic reticulum unfolded protein response. The record is from RefSeq and is a predicted model, not a curated record. Bases 20 to 727 code for a protein of 235 amino acids. Gene Ontology annotation, cellular component: endoplasmic reticulum membrane; Hrd1p ubiquitin ligase ERAD-L complex. NCBI's taxonomy places the organism in Eukaryota, Metazoa, Chordata, Mammalia, Primates, Indriidae. Gene Ontology annotation, molecular function: ubiquitin-specific protease binding; misfolded protein binding. The transcript is spliced from 7 exons.